AUGGUCCGGGCCAUGGUGUUGAUAUUGGCAUUCUAUAUGCUUUUCCUCUCAGCUCGGGCCGAUUUAUCACAGCAUCUAGGCCUGAACUGGGGUAGGCACACCACACAGAAACUGCUUCCAUCCAUGGUGAUCGACUUGCUUUUGGAAAAUGGGAUCAAAAAGGUGAAGCUUUUCAGCUUGAACGAUGCCGUUCUCACGGCCUUCGCUUACACGGACAUUGAACUCAUGGUCUCUAUUCCUAGUGUUCUCCUAUAUGAAGUAAACACCACGGAUGAUGCCAGAGACUGGGUGAAAACAAACAUCGGCCCAUAUCUCACCAAUGUCAAGAUCACGACUGUAGUUAUUGGGAAUGAACCGUUUUCUGCAGUAGACGAUGAGCAAGGUUACUUGAAGGUUAUAUCAGUAAUGAAAAACAUUCAAACAGCUCUUAAUGAGGCAGGCUAUGGGCACAUCAAAGCAAACAUCCCCCAUUUUUCUGAUACCUUACAACCAUACCCUCUGGUAAAACCAUCCGAUGCCGAUUUUCGCGAUGACAUCAAGGACUACAUGCUUCAAGUUCUAAGGCAUCUCAGGGUCCAUGAUGCCCCCUUCCUAGCAAACAUUUCUCCGAUCUUUCUGAUCGAUCAAUUUAAUCUGACUGACAUUGAAUUCCUGUUUCUCGACAAUUACUCAAAUCAUACGAUUCAGGACAAUAUUAUCACCUAUAGAAAUGCAUUCGAUGCAGCCCAUGAUGCAUAUGUUUCGGCACUAAACAAGAAUGGGUUUUCUGAUAUGAAAAUAGUUGUUGGCCAGAUUGGAUGGCCAACGGAUGGUUCGAAAGAAGCCAACCUCGUGAAUUCCGAGAGGUUCUUCAAAGGCUUCCUCAGGAGAAUGGCAAGUGAGAAAGGCACCCCACUCAGGCCUGAGCCUUUGGAAGCAUAUCUCUAUAAUCUACAAGAUGAAAACAAGAUAAAAAUUGCCCGUAGUGGCUAUCAACGCCACUGGGGGAUUUACAAAUUUGAUGGAACUCCUAAGUUCAAGAUUGAUUUCACAGGGCAAGGGCGUGACAUCUAUCCCAAUCCAACUAAGGGAGUUGUUGUCAUGCCACUGCGUUGGUGCGUGUUUAACAAUGAUGUCCGGGACAUGAUCAAGGUCCAGAGGAAUUUCAAUUUGGCAUGUAAUUUAUCGGAUUGUUCGAGCUUAGCAUCUGGAGGGUCCUGCAGUGACUUGGAUUUUAACCAUCAAGUUUCCUAUGCUUUCAAUAUGUAUUACCAAAUUAAGACCCAGAAGGCAAACGAUUUCGUGUGUCAAUUUGAGGGAUUAGGAAAGGUAGUAACAGAAAAUCCUAGAAAGGGCAAAUGUGAAUUCCCUGUAGAGAUAUUAAUGAGCCUUGAAGACAGAGGAGUUACAACCAAGGCGUCGGGACUUACUGUUAAUUCUGCACUCCUGAUGAUCUUAUUUGCAUUGUAUGAGAUGAUUGUGAUAUGGUGA
Molecule: messenger RNA, 1470 nt
Organism: Ilex paraguariensis (yerba mate)
Lineage: Eukaryota; Viridiplantae; Streptophyta; Magnoliopsida; Aquifoliales; Aquifoliaceae
Source: the annotation of a GenBank genome assembly